AUGGCCGAGACAAGAGGGACAAGAGGUAUGGACAAGAGUGGGCCGACAGGGCAAGUCGAUUCCUGGACAAUGCCGCUGACUGUGACCCCCAAGGGGGCGAUGUACUCUGUUCCGUUCGUGCUGGGUCUGGAUGCCUACAGCUACAAGGUCGGCAAACAUAUGGCCUCGCGCGUGGAAACCCGUGUGAAGAUGAGCGUCCGGGAAACAAGCAGCACGAGCGCUGCCAAGCGUCCAGCGAGCGCGACACCGGCCAGGUUGGUGCAGGCCGGCGUUAAUGGGAGUACGACCUUUCUGUGGAACAGCGACGGAGCUCACUCAUCAGAUUCUGGUGCAUCCCAGGUUCGCAAGAAGAGGCAGAAACGAACAGAUGACCUGCUUCACGAGCUCGUGAUGACCUGUGGAGACCCCAUCGAUGUUGUCUCGCACUGGUUUGAGAUCUUUGCGUUCUACUGUGAUCCCCCAGAAGCCAUUGCCUUACCCAGGCUACCUGAAAGGAGGGAAGCGAAGGACAUUUUCAUAGACAAGAUAGACAUGCCAGCAGUACAAAGCCUUUCUUGCCCGACAUCUAGGCAGAGUACCAAGCGACCUGCGCGAAGAGGACGCACGCGGUCCUUCUCGGCGCCGCGCCUGCGAAAAACUGAAAUGGUGCGGGUGCAAAGCCCCUCCUUAGACAAUGAGAAGAAGCUUGAUCUUAUGCGCAGCGACCUUUACAAGACCCGUUCAGUGUUGAAGGAAGCUGGACUGGCAGGGAAGGGCGCUGGGCAUUUGGACUUGGGUCACCGGCUCAAAGCCCAGAGCCUCAACGCGGAGUCCUUCGCAAGCUGGAUGGAGAGCUUCAGCUUCAUCCUCAAUCUUCAGAGACCCAAAGCCGAUAUGGCUGUGCCAUUAGGACCGAAGGGAAAAAGCAACCAGGGUCACCAGGGCCAUGGCGGCCACGGCGGCCACGGCGGCCGCGGCGGCCGCGGCGGCCACGGCCAGAGAUCUCACAGUCCUCCACGGCGACGCUCGGUGGCGCCUCGGCGAGCAUCCGACGUGGAGAAUGUGACCAAGCGCUUGCUUGCAAGACUGGACCAGAGGGUUGUACUCGGAUCGUGGGAGCUCAUCACCGGCGAGGAAGCGAAGGAAGCCUCCAGCAGUGCUACCAGCAGCGAUGAAGAGCUGGAGAGAAGGCAGAAGAUUGCGCAAAGUUUAUCGCAAACAGAUGCGAGGCAGAUCAUGCUGCGUAGCAGCAGCUUGGCGAUGUUGAACUCAGGCAUGAUCAAGAACAAGUCCAAAGGGGCAGACCGGGCAAAGCCUGGAUAUGAUGACGUUGUGAAGACUCGUGCCCGCAUACUCAGCGGCAUCUCGCCUGCUCAGAUGACAGUGAAGAAUUUGACUUCUUUCCUGGCGCUGUUCGGGAUGCAGCGCAAGGAGGCCGUCGAACGAGCUGCCAAAUACUUUCUGUUUGCCGUGCCCUGCAGCUCGCACACCAGAACAACGAACCAGUCUUUGCAGCUGGAUGAUGACGAGAACCAGGAAGACGGAGCAUGGCUUCAGGAAAAGCUGCCUUUCGAAGUCUUCUAUCGCUUGAUGCGGGCCUUACAGGGCCCAAAGCGUUCAGCAAAAAGUGGCGAUUUCAGCAGCGAGAUUGGAAAAUCGUAUUUGGCAUCAGAGCUGCUCUCUCGCUUGCUGUUCUGCGCGCUCGUCGGCCACGAGGGUGUGCACCACUCCUCUGGCGCAGCUGCGCGCUUCCACGAUGACGCGUCGGCCCAGCCCGUGUCGGUUGCCAACCUCGCUCACUCGCUGCGCCUCCUCCUGUCACAUGAGCUCCUCCAGUCCGAGUCCAGCCUGGAGGCACAGGUACAAGCCCUUGCGGAGUUUCUUUGCCUGGUGCUCCAGCGAAGCGAGGCGUGUUGGAAGAAUGCUACAGUCGAGGAAAGUGGAGUUAGCUACAAUGGCUUCCUGACCUUCAUGAAGUGGCACCCGGAUGCCUACGUGCAUCUUCUCUUCCUCCUGCUUCCGCUUUCUCUGAUGGGUCCGAAAUUCGCGUCGGAGGAGAUGUACCUGAUUCGCAAGGGCUUGUCUCAUCGCGCUGGCGAACUUCGUGCAAAGGCGGCCACAUUGACUCGUCAACGGCAGAAAAGGCGGCUUCUCGACAUGUGCGCGAGCCUUGUCCAGCCUUGGUUGGAGGCCAACAAUCCGAAAGUCAAAGCUUGA
This is a messenger RNA of Symbiodinium natans, 2196 nucleotides long. Lineage: Eukaryota; Dinophyceae; Suessiales; Symbiodiniaceae. The record is from the annotation of a GenBank genome assembly.